GGGUGCUAUUCUUCAUGCAUCACUUGCUUCUCGCUCUCUCGCUCUCUCUUUUUCUUCAAUGGUUCUAUUCCUCCUGUUACUGGAUUGAAGAUAGGAGCGAACUCCUACGUUCAGGACCAUGGACAGCUCUCCAGGCGCAUGCGGCAGAAUUUGACGCGGCCGGCGAGGGGCGCGGCAGGAGCGGCAAAUUUGCACUUUGCUGCUUUAAGACAAAAAUAUCCUUAUUUAAAAUGUUCUACUUGCAGGUGAUGGCUCAAAAGACGUGCCAUCAUACAAGUGGCCUGAUUUCAGUCAAACUGAGCGGUCCGUUUUCUGACGCUCUCCCUCGUUAGUUUUAUAGUCUUGCAAAUAGUGGGCGGGAUGAUGAGAAUAGUUUGUACGUGAUUCGCCAUUGAAGGACACUUUUUCCACACUUGGCCAAUCAGGGUCGAAUGGCGUGGCCCCAGGCGGACUUUGAGGAGACGCGCGGUUAGUUUUAGUUUGUGUUGGUUGGACCGAGGGGAGGAGGAGGGAGGAGGAGGAGGAGGAUGACUAGGAGGAGGCAAAGGCUGUCACUGUUAUUUUUCGCCCCUCCGUUUGCACCAACAGGCUCGUUUGUUGUCAGGAGCGAGAAUCCAUUCUCCGGAGGGAAUACUGUCCACCGUGAAGACGUCUCCAUUUUCUGAUGAGAAAAAAAAGCCGCUGUGUGUCAAGCUUAAGAGUGGACGGACGUCGAUUGUGGAUUUCGAGGGAGAACAUGUCAGUAUGUCAACAGCUGGAGAGGAAAAUACGGCAAAGCUCGCUCCAUUGCGUUAUUGGAGGAACGGCAUCUGAUCAUUUGGUGCUGCACGACGUGUUCUACAUAUAAAGUGUUGCUUGCAUGGGAGGAAAAAAAAGCGGGCGGUGAAGAUGCUCACUGUGCCGGCUGCUAGCUGACUUGCUAUCUCCACACGUUAGGCUAGAGGAAAUAAAUGAGUGGAAAGGGGAGAUAAUGUGGCGUCUUUUGGGCUGAGUGAGGACAACCGGUGGUCGUUAAAGCUCCGGUGUGCGGGCGUGUGUACGGGAGCUUGGCACCAGCCUUACGGGACAGCAAACCGCAUAGACAUGUCAUCCCAAGAGACUGUUUGUUAAAAUUGACCCUCUCCCCAAAUCUCGCGUGGUAAAAAGCGGGGGGGGAGGGAGCCCAUAAGAGAGGAGGUGAAGGAAGAUUAAGCCCAAUCAGGAGUCGCCUAUAUGAAGAUGCUGAUGUGUGACCGCGGCGUCCAGAUGCUCGUGACGACGGUGGGCGCGUUCGCCGCCUUCAGCCUCAUGACCAUCGCAGUGGGGACUGACUACUGGUUGUACUCGCGUGGGGUCUGCCGCGUGAAAAGCAGUGGCGACAAUGAUACGAGCCGCAAGAAUGAGGAGGUGAUGACGCACUCCGGCCUCUGGCGGACCUGCUGUCUGGAAGGAACCUUCCGGGGUGUGUGUAAGAAGAUCGAUCACUUUCCGGAGGACGCCGACUACGAAGCAGAUGCCGCCGAAUACCUCCUGCGUGCAGUGCGUGCCUCCAGUAUCUUCCCCAUCAUGAGUGUGGGUCUGCUGUUCUUGGGAGGACUCUGUGUAGCCGCCAGUGAGUUUUACCGCAGCCGACACAACGUCAUCCUCAGCGCAGGAAUCUUCUUUGUCUCCGCAGGCCUCAGCAACAUCAUCGGAAUUAUUGUCUAUAUUUCGGCCAACUCAGGCGAUCCGGGCCAAAGCGACAGCAAGAAAUCCUACUCCUACGGCUGGUCCUUCUACUUUGGCGCUCUGUCCUUCAUCAUGGCAGAAAUGGUGGGCGUGCUGGCCGUGCACAUGUUCAUCGAGAAGCACCGCAAGCAGCGAGCCAAAUCCCGCACCGAGCUGAUCAAAAAGUCGGCCUUCAGCCGCAUCCCCUCCUACCGUUACCGCUUCCGACGCCGCUCCAGCGUCCGCUCGUCGGAGGUUCCAAGCCGCGACGCCUCGCCGCUGGGUAAAGUGGGUUACACCGGGCCCGGCGCUUCCGAGAUGCCCAUGUACACGCUGAACCCACGCGAGGCGGGCAACGCCGCUACCAAGUCCAGCCUAGCCGGGCUGCUCAACUCUGAGAGGGAAUUCCUCCAGAGUAGCACGCUCACUAAAGACUACACAAAGGACCCCAACCGCAGGACCACGCCUGUCUGAGAGGUGUUGCCUGCAGAUAGCACGCUAGCAAAGAUGAGGAGGAGGCUGAGAGAGGGAGGACACAGGCAAGGGGGACACACACGGGGAGUGCUGGGGUCGGAAAUACAGAGACUGUGAACUGUGAACUUUUAGCCUUUGAACUGUGAAUCCUGAGCCCAGUGAGCAUUUCAGUGUGUGUAGCACGAGCCGUUUGCUUGGAUGGAGAACUUGUUCCCAUCUCCAUUUAAACCUCAUGUGUCUGUAGUUGGCACAUCCAUUUGUUUGAAGAUCAGCUUAUACUCAUUUGGGGAUUUUUUGUUUUUAAUUUCAAUGGAAUUGUCCCAUCAUGCGUUGGUUUGCUAUUUGGGAGACGCUCCUAAAAAGAUGAAUGAAAUGUAAAUGUGAGGAAGGGGGCAGGGUGUCCAUCUUUGGUAGCAGAUGAGUUUGUUUUCAAUUCAGCUGACUUGAAAAUAUCAAAGAAGGGAGCAUUUGUCCGUGUAUAUGUAUGUAUAUAGUCUUUUUUUUUUUUUUUUUUGGCUUUAAUCACGGACUGGCUUCUAUCAUGACGGUGAAUCGAGUUCAUCCCUGAUUUCUCCGGCCAGUUGUCAUCGCUUCCAAAUUUUGACAUCAUCGGUGCUUCCUUUUCUUCUUCUUUCUCCGUUUAUUUCUUCUGUCACUGUCUUCACUUCCUCACCUCUUCACUCAUCUCUUUUCCACACUAGUCUUCCAUCUGUGUCACCGAUUAGACUAGCUAGCUGCUUUGAGGAACAUGUAGAAGAGGAGACCACUUAGCUGUGAAUAUGGUUCUAAACAGAAACCAUAAAGAUAUUAAACAGAGAGACGAGAAAAUGCCCGCCUACUACCUCCCGCUGAAUAUCGUUCAACAAUUGCGUCUGAAGUCUCUCUUGUGCAAUGGGGGGUAAGAAUCGGUUUGUAACACGCGAUGGAAAGCAGACUGGAGGGGAGUGUCAUGCAUUAUUCAGAAGGUUUGCGCUCCAUCUAUUGAGGUGUCAGUCACAGCCACCUCUUCUCUCCUUAUCUAGCGUACACGUGCAUUAACUGUAUCCAAACGCGGCUUCUAUCUGUGACCUCCACAAACGUGUGUUCAAACACAGAACACAUCAUACUAAUACAUCUCCAUAUGUCUCCUUCCUUACAUACAUUUAAAUAUACCGCACGUCGCUUUCACGGAUAAUAGAAAGUCACCGACACGUCUGCGUUUCAAUUUAUCAGCAUCAGAGUUCGCUAAGCUUGAUUUUGAUUUAUUGCGGGAAAAACACUGCUGUAGGAGAAGGCGGCCGUUUAUUUAUUUUGGUAAACCUGAAGAUGUUCAUAAGCAGGGAUGCCGAUGGUCGACGAUUACGAGAAAAAAAUAAUAAUAUUGAAACACAUUUAUCUGCAGUAUUUUUCCAUCCACUUAUGUGGUUUACAUUAUAUGAAGAUUCAGUCCGGUUGUCAAAAGGCUUAAAUUGUAUGUUGAGUCAGUCCCAAAGAUAAAAAAAUAUUUUGAGCCAAUUGCUUUAAAAAUAACACUUAUUAACUUUCCGCUCCCUUUUAUACUUUCGUAAGAAUAAAACACAAAACGACGUCACAUGACCACUUGGACAGCUAUUACCGAGAUCAGAAAAGAAGUUGACACAUUCUCUAUAAAGAAAGCUUCGUGCCGACUAUCCUUCGCAUGUAAAUAUUAAUUUUACAACAUCAGCAGUUGUCAUGGGCUGUGAAAGGGAAAUUGUGCUUUUCUCCUAAGCAAGGGCUUUUAAUUUUUAAAGAAGCGGAGCACACAAGGGCUUUCUAUGCUCGCUGUUGCACCAACAUUGUUCAAAGGGUGUUAAGUGGAUGGCAUAGACGCGGGAAGACAAGGAAGAGUACAUUUGCGUUUAGAGAGCAGCUCGAAUAGCUAACAAGCGACACGUUGUCGAAGCGACGAUCCAGAAAACGGAGCCUUGACGACAUGUUUUUUCUCGAACUUUAAAGUAGACAAACUUUUCAAAGUAGCUACAGUCAAAACCUUACGCACACGUAGGAUAGCGACGUACGUUAGCAAAAAAAUAAAUUAUCAUACCAGGUGCCAAAUACGGUUCCGAGUUCUCAUUUCGACUUACGAUGUAGCUUUUCGCAUUUUCAGAAAGGUCAGAGGUCAAACCGUGCACAUGCCACACAUCCAUCUGUUUCCAGCGCUUCCUUUGUUCGAAACAACAUCUCAAAUUGCAGCCAUUUUAAGACAAGUGCUUUUGACGGCCGCCAUUUUCUUUCUACCUUCCACUCAGCUUUGACUGGAUAGAAACAAAUAACUGUGUUAUUUAUUAGUAAUGCUAUAUAUUCUAUCUUCUAAAGGUGCCACUGUGCAGAGGAUGCCAAACUCUGUCACAUGUUUAUUAAUCUGUUGGUGGUUUGGGGGGCACUGAGCCAGAUUUUGGGUGCUCGUCUGUGUAUAUUAAUCUAGUUUCAUUUUCUAGUUUAAUUGUGGAUUGGUUGAACGAUUCAACCGAUUUAAUAGCGGGAUAGUUACGAUCAACACACGACACAAAGAACAACAACACGAAAGGGUUUCUAUACUUUCGAGGACUUAGUGAUUAUUUUUGUCCAUCGCAAAGGCUUCGUGGAAACUGAUACUGUGAUAAUUGCUAAUAUUAUAAUAGUCUGUAAAGAUGUGCCACAAAAAAAAAAUAUUUAGGAGUGUGGAUUCACUCAACUGCAGCGUACUAGGUGUCCAUUAGUGUGAGGAUUUUAUUUAUCCUAAUGUGCUUUUCUAAUGAUAUGAUUUUUAUGACAAAUUAAUUCAAGUUACGUCACGAUAUAAAAGUAGCACUUUUACAACGCCACCGUCAAUUUCAGCUUUACACAAGUCGUUUUUUGUUUACAUAGGUAACAUUUUAAUAUUUGCUUGAAAAAGAAAAACAACAUGUGGCUUUUAAAGUAGAUGAUGCAUUAGUGGGGAAUUCUUAUUCUUAUUGCGGAGGGCACUAUUGCAGGAAAUGUAUUUCUUUUUUAAAUGUGUCAACAAUGUUUACACUUCACUCACAUCAUGUGGUUUUCCCUUCAUUGUCCUCGUAAGUAUAGCAAUGCAAUUUACAACACACAGAAAUAACAUCACGCAAAUAGUGACGGGGAAAAAAAGAAAAAAAGUCUUUGUGAAAUGACAACUUGUAAAACAUAAAUCGAGCCAGUUAAUCAAACACGGUGGAGCAUUUUGCUAUGGCGACAAACAUGCUACCAACUCUACACUUUGCAAACACACUCAAAUACUUGUGAGGAGGACUUAUGUGCCUGCAUGUGUGUGUGUGUUCAUAUCAACGAGUGUGUAAGUGUGUGUGUGCAGCUCGCCUCUCCUCACUUGUACACAGAGUGCCUGCCUUGUCCUGCCUUCAGACAGCUCCCAGAUCCGCUGAGGAGCUUUUUCUCGUCUGACGUCCUCCACCUAGAAACAACACAGAUAGGCAAUUCUGAUAUCUCGUAUGUCUGAAUGUUGUUUCCAUGUAUUUUUCCACUCGUCAUUGAAGUUGAUUCAGGAUUGGCAGAGGGGGUGGAAAAUGAUCUGUGGUGACCCUUAUGACCGCUGGACUUGAAUCAACAUGGUUGUAGACUGUUGUUGCUCAUCCUUUAUAAUCUUGCCCAAGAAUGACUGUUUAUUUGUGUGUGUUUGUGUGUGUGUGUGUGGCUCAUGUGAUAGAGAAGCCAUCCGCUGGUUUGCUCCCCAUCCAGACUCUGAAGCCCCGAUUGCUCCUGAUGACCACAAUCACGGUUGUAUAAAAGACAUUCGGAGGAAAUUUGUGUUGUUAAUGGUAAAAUAUGUACAGACGCAAUUUCCCCUCAUGAGAAUUCAUAGUGAAGCCAUCGAUUUUGAUAAACAAUCGUUUUUGUUUGCCUUUUGGUGCUUUAUCUUUUAUUUUAUGUGUGUUUUGACAGGGCGUAAUUAUAUGUUUUUGUUUUGUUUUUUUUAAAUAGUUUUGCAUCAAGCCCUGUGCUCACUGUUUACACGCAGAACAUUUCCGUGGCUCUUUACGCUUGAGCGACCAAGGGAUGAAAGACUCCAAAUUACAGGGUGCGGUACCACGUUUCGACCAGCAGGUGCAUUUCAAUGGCAUCUUGGAGAAAUUGUUGACACUGUGGCGAACUUAAAACGUUAACGGAUCUUCGACAAAAGGUGUCUGAGUGAAAUAAUGGCAUACUAAGAAUCCGAUUAGAUUUCAAUAUUCCUUCAGACUGUUAUUUAACAAAGCCAUCUCCUUCAAAAGGCUGCAUUGACUAUAAUGUCAUCCAGAAUGCUACGAGAGGCAGUGUAACCAUAUUAAUGAGGUCAAAAAAUAUAUCUUAUUAUCUGGACUGACAUGCAUUUAUUUAAGGUGCAAUGUAUUUUUGUGGCAAGGUCAAACUGUUACGCUGCAGUGCUUCAAAAUGACAACAACAAAAAAAUUGCAGAUGGAGCCUAAAGUGAAGAUGAUGUGCUGUGAUAAGUUGAAAUUGUGUUGGGGGGGGCAGAUUUUGACCCUGCUGUAUACCUCUGAGCCCAAUCAUGAGCUAAACACACACACGCGAGUGAGCUAAACACACACAAAAAUCUGUUCUCACCAGAAUUUAGUAAGAUUUUGUCCGAUUAUAUACUCGUAUUUUGCUUGUAUAGCAAAAUUAUUUUUUCCUAAUGAUCUAUGCUUUACCAAUUAUCGCUGAAUAAUAAUCGUAAUACAGGAAAAAUAUGGCAAUCAUAUUGUCAAGUAUUUGUCCAGUUCCAACGUAAUCUUAGCAUUUUUCGCUCAAUUUCUGACUACAUUCUGUCGAGGACAGGUUGCACAGACAAAUAGCUGUCCGCCUGAAUCUCUGUACACUUUAUAACGUAAACCUCCAACUAGCAGCCGUCUGACACGGACAAAUGCUGUGAAUAAAAGCACACUUUUACUUACAUUAUAUAGAUAUGAUUACCUAUAUCUAGAGAGAAAGAAUAUUAUAUACAGUAUGAUGAAUAGAAAAUAAAGAGACACCUUUUCAAUGGGG
Molecule: messenger RNA, 7131 nt
Organism: Syngnathus acus (greater pipefish)
Lineage: Eukaryota; Metazoa; Chordata; Actinopteri; Syngnathiformes; Syngnathidae
Gene: cacng3b
Product: calcium channel, voltage-dependent, gamma subunit 3b
Exons: 4
Coding region: 1213-2160 (315 amino acids)
Biological process (GO): neurotransmitter receptor transport, postsynaptic endosome to lysosome; positive regulation of synaptic transmission, glutamatergic; neurotransmitter receptor internalization
Cellular component (GO): AMPA glutamate receptor complex; postsynaptic density membrane
Molecular function (GO): channel regulator activity; voltage-gated calcium channel activity
Source: RefSeq, a predicted model, not a curated record